Budorcas taxicolor (takin) is the source of this 969-nucleotide messenger RNA. Its product is annotated as olfactory receptor 5H2-like. Bases 40 to 969 code for a protein of 309 amino acids. Gene Ontology annotation, cellular component: membrane. Gene Ontology annotation, biological process: G protein-coupled receptor signaling pathway; sensory perception of smell. Lineage: Eukaryota; Metazoa; Chordata; Mammalia; Artiodactyla; Bovidae. The transcript has a single exon. Gene Ontology annotation, molecular function: olfactory receptor activity; odorant binding; G protein-coupled receptor activity. The record is from RefSeq and is a predicted model, not a curated record.
UUUUUUUGCAUUUUAUUUCAGGAGACUUCCAGUGAAGAUAUGGAAAAUGAAAAUAUAACAUUGCUGACAGUGUUUGUUCUCACAGGACUUAAGUAUCAACCACAGUGGCAAAUUCCCUUGUUCCUGGUAUUCUUGGUGAUAUACCUCAUCACCAUUGUGGGGAACCUUGGACUUAUUGCUCUCAUCUGGAAUGACUCUCAACUUCACAUCCCCAUGUACUUAUUCCUUGGGAGUUUGGCACUUGUGGAUACUUCCAUAUCAUCCACAGUGACUCCCAAGAUGCUGGUCAACUUCUUCAUCAAAAGCAAGACGAUCUCUCUCUCUGAAUGCAUGGUACAAUUCUUUUCCUUUACAGUCAGUGCAACCACAGAAUGCUUUCUCUUGGCAAGUAUGGCAUAUGAUCGCUAUGUGGCCAUAUGCAACCCUUUACUUUAUCCAGUGAUUAUGACGAAUAGACUAUGCAUGCGACUGCUGGUCUCAUCAUUUGUAGGUGGUGUUCUUCAUGCCUUUAUUCAUAUAGGUUUUUUAUUUAGAUUAACCUUCUGCAGUUACAACACAAUACAUAACUUUUACUGUGAUAUUAUGCCACUGUUCAAAAUUUCUUGUACUGACCCUUUUAUUAAUAUUCUGAUGGUUUUUAUUUUCUCUGGUUCAAUACAGGUGUUCACCAUUCUGACUGUGCUUAUCUCUUAUACACUAGUUCUCUUUACAAUUUUAAAAAAGAAAUCUGUUCAAGGUAUAAGGAAGGCCUUCUCCACCUGUGGAGCCCACCUCCUCUCUGUCUCUUUAUACUAUGGGCCUCUUCUCUUCAUGUAUAUUCGUCCUGGAUCCACACAAUCAGAUGAUCACGAUAUGAUGGACUCUCUCUUUUACACUGUCAUAAUCCCUUUGUUAAAUCCAAUUAUCUAUAGCCUGAGAAAUAAAAAAGUCAUAGACUCAGUGAUGAAAAUUUUAGAGAGGAAUAUUUAG